AUGGCCCCCGACCACAUGACCACAACCGCGUCCCCCGCGAAGCCCGCGGAGCAGCUUUCUGCGGACGAGUGGCGGUUGCAGCGGCAGCUCGAGUAUUACUUCAGCGACAAAAACCUGUGGAAAGACACCUGGCUGCGCGAGAAACUACACGGGUCGGAAGAGAACGACUGUACCGGCUGGAUCGACGUCGCCGUCAUCGCCAACUUCAAGCGGGUGCAGCAAAUCACCUCUGAUCUGGAUUGGGUGGUGCGCGUGUUGUACCGGAUUGACGAGUUGGAAGUUCGCGCGCCGGGGUCGUACGAUUGCACAACCGUGGAGACGACCUUUAGCAAAAAUCGUCAGAAAGUCAACAACUAUGUCAACAUGUCUCCGGAACAAUCCGGGAACAAGAAUAAUGGAACGCCCGAGGAAGAGUAUGACUCCGUUCUUUCCGGUACUGUCUCCCCCACUAGAAUCACGACGAAAGUGACAACCACACAGUACCAGGUCCGACGAAAGGCUGCGCUACCACCGAAACCAGUCGCAAAUUCUUCUUCCGCGGCUGAUAUUAAAAACGGUUUGAUGACCAGCAACACCUCCGAUUGCGGGUCAACCUCCGGAGGUGCAGCAGAUCGUGGUCCGCGCAACAGUCUGACCAAGAACAACAGUGGAUCUACUUCGUCGCAACAUCGAGAUUUAGCCAUGGACUCGGACGAGGAAGAUCGACAGCAGCAAUCGUCCACCACGACCCUGGACGGACCGACGCAGAAUAAAUCCAGUUCGACAAAUAACCGGUUGAUCCCGGGUUUCCGGCAAGUCCCGAAAACGGGCGUCAUCUACGUGAUGGACGAAGCCGCGAAGGUCGGGUAUUCCGCCCAGACCGCGCACGAGUGGGCCAACUUGGGCCAGGGGUCGCCGGAAACGUCGCUACCGAAGCACUGGCCGGCGUCGGUGCGGAACCGAAUCAAGGAAUUGAUCGAGGCGGGAAAACUGCCCUCCUGCGCGGCGCAGACCAGCAACCCGGCAGCCCACCUCCACAACAACGCGAGCCACAACUUCGGCCCCAGCGAGCACAUCCAGGGCCCGUGGGACCAGGAUUUGAAACAGCUCGAGGUGACCCCGGAAAAUUUACACUACGGGAACGUGAACGGGGAUUUGGCGCUCCGGCGCGCGGUCGCGAAGUUCUACAAUGACAUGUACCGCAAGGGGAAGCAAUCGCUGUACCAAGCGGAGAACGUCGCACUGGUCGGCGGCGGGCGGCUCGCGCUGACGCGGUUAAUUGCCGCCAUGGACCAGAUCAAUCUCGGGCAUUUUUUGCCCGACUACACGGCGUACACGGAAUUGCUGUCCCAAUUUUCCUUGACCGGAAAAAUCAACUCGAUUCCGAUCUUGUUGAAUCCGGAGAACAAUUUUCGGUUGACGCUACAGGAACUCCGGCGGGAGAUUGUGGGGAAAGGGUUGGGCGCGUUGCUGUUCUCGAAUCCGUGCAACCCGACGGGGCAGUUGGUCGAGGGGGAAGAAUUGAAGAAUUGGGUCCGGAUUGCAAGGGAAUGUCAGUGCUCGCUGGUUAUCGACGAGAUCUAUUCGAGGUAAUUUAUUAUGACAUUUUUUUUGCAUUGCAAAUAGAAAUGCAAUCCAGAUAUCGAUCUACGACCAGGAGAAAUGUGUGCAUGUUUGCGCCGUCUAUUUGUUCAUGCAUUCGGACUCCUGCUCAAGCAAAAUGAAUAAUCCACAAAAGGAGCUGCAUAAUUAUGACAUAAAUUUUUCUCAGGUACGUGCAUGCAUGACAAAUUUUCGCUAGUAUAAUCAUGCAUGCUAUGCAAUACAAAUUUACAGGUAUGUUUACACGCAGCGUAUGGCGCCCUCCGACGCGCACUGGCGCAUGGUUUCCGCCGCGCAGUUCGUGGACGAUGUGAACAGUGACCCGGUGAUCCUCCUCGAUGGUCUGACCAAGAACUGGCGCAUGCCGGGGUUGCGCGUCUGCUGGAUCGUCGGCCCGCGGCAGGUAUGCAUUGCAAAAGUAUCGUACUCGUAUAAAUGCAUUACAAAUUUCCCUAGCAUGAGAAAUAAAAUUUGUAAUGCUGAUUUACCUUAAGAGAGAGAUUUGUAAAUGCAUGACUGCAAUACGAGUACGAUAGUUUUGCACAGGAUACCAGGUUAUCGAAGCGGUGGGGGCCGCGGGGUCCUUUCUUAUGCAUUACAAAUAUGUCUGGCGUCUGGAAGGUUGCAGCUUGAUUGUCAUGCUAAAUCUGGAUCGUGCCAAAAGUUUGUGUUGCAUGAUGUCCAAAAGAUGUCCACUUUUGGACAAGUUCAGGGGCAAUUUCUCAUGCAGGAUAGGCAUGCUAGAGGUCUGCUCACAGAAUCUGUCAUGCUAGGUCCUGCAUGCCCGACGUCAUGGGUCAUCGAGAUCUGCAUCACAAGUCUUGCAAUCUUCCAGACGACCCAGACAUAUUUGCAUUUGAUAUUUCUCGACGGGGGACCAUCUCUACCAACGCAACGGGCCUUGGUGCCGCUGCUGAACCCGAAGCUCGUCUAUCAAAUGUAAAAAUGUCUGGGUCUGGAAGACUGCAACUUGUCAUGCUAAAUCUGCAGCAUGCAAAAAUCUGUGUUGCAUGAUUACCAAAAGUCGUCCAGUUUUGACCAGGUCGGGAGGUAGUUUCUCAUGCAGGAUAGGCAUUCGAAAGGUCUCGCAGAAUCUGUCAUGCUAGGUCCUGCAUUCCAGACCUCAUGGGUCAUGGAAAAGCAGCAUGACAAAUCGCGCAUUCUUCCAGACCCAGACAUUUUUACAGUUGAUAUCGUCGUGGAGCAAACCAUCCUCCUGCAGUUGCUCUUCAGCCACAAGUAUCCUGUGCAAAAGUAUCGUACUCGUAGUAAUUGCAGCAGAUACUUCAAAAGCCUCAAUUUACGCACGGGGUCACAAUUCUACUUUUUGACGCGGGUUCCAGCGCAAAAACCAAAGGGCAAAGCGCGGCCGCAAGUAGGUCGUGGCAGUUGCUUCGGUUUGAAAAAUCACAAACAGAAAAACUAGGGCGCGAAACAAGGCGAAAAAGCGGCAUCACAUGGAGAAGUAAAAUGCUGGAUAAAGCCGCUCGUGCUGAGGGAACAGAGAAGCACUUAUCCGGUGGUACCUAGGGGGCCAAAAAUUUCUGCAUGCGUGUCCUCCACGCGGGCGGCCCCUGGGUGCGUCGCUGUGGUUGUCAAUCCGCGUGAGGGGUGAAAAGGGAUUGGGCGUAGCAACUCACGCCAUUGUACCUUGAGCCAAAAUGCCGACAUCGCAAGCUUUGACACAUUGAUCUUUUAGUCCACAAGUCUCAAUUAAGUGUGUGCAGAUCUGGCGCGACAGGUUUUCGGCAUUCAGAGCAUUGAUGUCAACCUGAAGCGUCGCUUAUUGAGACUUGUGGAUUAUGAAAUCGAUGUCAAGUGUGUUGCAGUGGGAGGCUUUUGGCUCAAGGUACUGUGUCGUGACUUGUUGUGCCCAGUCCCAUUUCACCCUUCGCGCGGCAUGGCGGGCGCGAACUUCGCUCUUAGCCCUUUAGUUUUCCGUCGGGAGUAGGGCUCUGCAGCAUGGCCUGGUGCGCGAUAUUAAUCCGCGCCCCAUACCAUGGCGGAACACUUUAUUCUGGGUGGUACGCUGCAGAUGUUUUCUGUAGUUGAUGUCUUUGGAGGCUCGCCGACUCUGAUCGCCGGAGCCCACCCGGCGAUGUGAAGCGCCAUGAUUUGGAUCCGACGAACAAGGGUGGGCUAGGUUGUCUGUUUUCCAAAAAGUUCUAACCCCCGCUAGUGGGUGGGCACUAGCGGGGGUUAGGGUCAGACGAAUGUAACCCACCUUUGUUCAUCCUAGAACAAAUGAACAAGGGUGGGUUACAUUCGUCCGAAGCUAACCCCCGCUAGUGCCCACCCACUAGCGGGGGUUAGACCUUUUUGAAAAAAAGCAGAUGUAACCCACCCUUGUUCGUCCGUGUCAAAGGAAGCAGAAAGUAAGCAGCCUGCUGAAGUCAGCAGCCGGGAUGCCAGCCCCGGCGGAUAUGAUCGGGAACGACCAUGCUUCUGAAGUGCAAAUAUUUUUGUAGAACUUUAUUCGCCACGGAGUGGCCGUCUCUUAGCAGGUAUCUUUCUCUUUGCUUUUAGUAAGAUGUCGGCCCAGCAGGACUUCUAGCAACAAAGAGGGGGAGUUGGCUGGUUGGGUGGUCGGUUGUGCGAGUGUUGCCCUUCGCUCCCAAUGGAUUAGUGCAAACAAAAGGACAGAGCAGUUGUUGCAGAAGCUGACCCAGAGCCAGCAGUCGACCCCGGCAAUUCAAGGCGCAGCGGGCUCUGCAGCGCUGGGAGGCCCUGUGGCGGAUGAGUAGAGGCAUGCCCGAAGAGGUGGAUUGCCGGGCACCUAUUCUGUGUCAGAUUCAUUCAGCGCCCCCGGAGUAUCUUUUGCGAUGCCCUUCCGCGCGCCAUUUUGCGGCAGGCAGGCGCUGCGUGCGUGAGCGUGCUUUGUAGACGGCCCGGCGUUGUGCUAUGCAUGUGCCUACCAGACACUAUCAUAGAAGAGGGCACUUUGGCACUUAAAGUGCCCUCUUCUAUGAAUGUGGCGGCUCGGGGGGCACUGAAACAGGCGCAGCCGCAAAAACAGGCACAGAAACAGCUACAGAAACAGGCGGAAAAUCAGGCACGCAAAAAGGUGCAAAAACAGGCACAAACGCAAGCGAUGCGGGGUUGGCGCACCAAGCCCAAAAAGAAGACAAUUGUGACCCCGUGCUUAAAUUCCGGUAGUCGAAGUAUGCAUGACAAAUCUUCCUCCUAAAGUAAAACAGCAUUACAAAUCCCACUUUUCUUUUUGCCAAAAUUUGUAAUGCAAUUUAUACUAGUACGUUACUUUUGCAAUGCAUAACAAACGGGAUUUCCUCCUGCACCGGCUAAACGAGAUGAACAUAGUAUGGGAGUGUCAGAAUCGAAAGCGACAAAAUCGAAAGGAUUUGUCAUGCAUAAAACGGAUUCCAGUUUGAACCCAGUUUCUAAGUGGCGCAUGACAAAUUCUGGCGGUGCCUAAAUCCAGUUUGUAAUGCUGUUUAGGCAAAGAAGACCGAUUCUCUCAUGAUGUUGCUUUAGCAGCUCGAGCUAUAACCCCAAACAGGCUUACAAUCGGUAUCGGCCUCACUUGCCUGCUCUGCAACACACGUAUUCCGCGUCAUGCAUUUUAUGCAUCACAAAUUUUUCGAUUUUGUCAAUUUCGAUUCUGGCACUUCCAUACAUCGUGGUGGAACACCCGCCGCAGGGGACGUUUUACUGCUGGUGCGACAUCUCGAGUUUACCGGCUCCGUUGAACACCUGCUGGGGGUAUCAAAUGUAAAAGUGUCUGGGUCUGGAAGAAUGCGCGAUCUGUCAUGCAGCUUUUCCAUGACCCAUGAGGUCUGGAAUGCAGGACCUAGCAUGGCAGAUUCUGUGCGAUCUCUCUCAUGCCUAUCCUGCAUGAGAAACUCCCUACCGACUUGGUCAAAACUGGACGACUUUUGGUAAUCAUGCAACACAGAUUUUUGCAUGCUUCAGAUUUAGCAUGGCAAGUUGCAUUCUUCCCGACCCAGACAUUUUUACAUUUGAUAGGCGGUUUUUCCGGACCAUGCUGAACGAGGGGAAGGUCAUCGUCUGCCCCGGCGUGUUAUGAAUUGUAAAAAUAUCUGGGUCUGGAAGAUUCUGACACUUGUCACGCACGUUUUGCAUGAGCCAUGAUGUCUGUGGUGCAUACCCUAGCAAUACAGAUUUUUUGAGGGCUUCUUGAUGCGUAUUCCGCAUGACAAAUGCCUUCUCAGCGUAGCAAAAAUUGCAUUUCCUUUGGUACUCAUGCAAUACAGAGUUUGUUGGAAUCCAAAUGCAGCAUCACAAGUUGCAUUCUUCCAGACCCCGACACUUUUACACUUGAUAUGUGUUUUUUGACGUCAACCCCGGGCAUCGCAGGAAGUUCUCGAAUUACUCGUAUCAAAAUGAAAAAUCCCCCCACCCCACAUCAAAACGAAGUCUGUGAUGCUGGAUUUGCGUACACAAAUCAGAUUUGUCUUGCUGAAGAGGACUGCAGGUCUAUACCAAGCCUGAGUAGAGAGGUUUUGAGCUAGGCUCUUAGCAUGAGAAACGUCUGCGCUGUAGGCCCAACAGCAUCACAAACCGCCUGCAUAAUGCGGCGGAGCCUGUGGAGUUGCCUUCUUGCAAGACAGAGAUGAUUUGUGGUCGCAAAUCAGCAUUGCAAAUUUUCGGCGACUUACCUUUUUGAUAUGGGGAGGGGGGAUUUUUCCUCACAAUAACUCGGGCUUCGUCCGGCUGUCCUACGGGCCGUCGUUUCCGGAGAUCAAGCGGGGGCUCGACGCCAUAGAAAUGGUGAUCACGAAGUACAGAACGGGCGGGAGUUGUAGUGGAGUGAAUAAAAUGGGUAUGGGUUCCUCCUGCACGACAUUACCUUCUUCGUCGGGUAUGAAGCGGACUCUGUCCAUCGGGGAAGCUUCGGAAAAAACCGCGAAUGGGUGCUGUUCCGAGAUGAACUAG
Molecule: messenger RNA, 6495 nt
Organism: Amoebophrya sp. A120
Lineage: Eukaryota; Dinophyceae; Syndiniales; Amoebophryaceae
Source: the annotation of a GenBank genome assembly